UUAACAAUGGCAACAGUGACACAAUCUAAGAUUUUUGGAAACCAGGGACUUGAUAGCUCUCUAAAUAUUACUGAGAGAAGUUUCUCUAGGAGAAAACAUGAGGUUGCUCGAUACUCUAUCGGUGGGUUUGAGAAAUAGCAAGGUUAAAGUAGGAGACCUUUUAGAUGAAGAUAUCUUAAUUCCUGAGAGCUGGAAUACUAAAUACCAGAGUCUCAAUUUCAAGCACAGGCCUAUUACUGAGGUUGCUGGAGCUCCAACUGGUCAUGAAAACAGAUUUGAAUUUCGAAAAUACAACCCAGAAGUCAUAAACCAGAAAACUGAUUCUGAGGUUGGUGAUGACCCUCCAUUUGCUACUUUAAACAAGCUGCAAGCUUAUAGAAAAGAUAAACAAAAAUAAAUUUGCAGAGAGUUCCAUAGCAAAUUGGCAAAAUGAGCAUCCUUAUUUUGUUGAAGUAAAGCCAACUCAAGAAACUCCAAUGAAGAAAGACUGUAGGCCUAAAACAGUAAAGCAGAGGAACGAGGAGAGGGCAAACUAUUUUCGAGUCAAGAAUGGCUUAAACAAGCACACUCAAGGCAUAAAUUAUAGAAAUAGUGCUAACUAUGGCAAUAGUAUCUCUUUAAAAUACAUUGAAAAACCAAUAAUCAAGACAAACACCCAGCUCCAGACUAGAAGGCUGAGUGAAACCAGAAAAGAGAAUGCUAAAAUUAAGACACAAAAGAAGCUUGAAGAUUUUGAUAGAGGGAUCAUUGACAAGGAAAACAGUUAUUUUAGGAUGAAUUAUCAACCAGAAGUCAGAAGGACCAGGUCUAACCUAAUCCAGAAUAGAACGAAUAGAGAGAAUGAGUAUAAUCAAAAACACUUUAAGCUCAAAGUUCUGGGGGUAAAUGGCCCUGACAUCCCUUCCUUUUACAAAACAAACAAGGAAUGGUGGAAGAAACGUAAAGAGUAUGUAGAGAAUCCUAGGAAUAAAUCCCAAGCUCAGAUGCUCCAAAACAAUAAACUUGGUAGCAGGAAUGAAAUGAUUGUCCUAGCAGAUUUUUCUAUAAAUGAAGCUCCCCAGCAGUCAUUUAAAGAACAUGUAGUGAUGAAGAAAAAGAAGGAUGGGAUAGCUGACAAACCAAAUGCUAACAAAAAUAUUGUGAAAACAAAGAGCCGUAAAAAGCACAAGAGUAAUUAUCUCAGAUGGAGCGAGAAGCAAGGCAAGAUCAUCUCUUGUAAAGGGAGAUACUUUGACAACCUCAAAGGACAAGGGUCAUUCUCUACUGAUUAUAAACCUUUGUACUCAUCGUUUAACAAAAAUGGGGUUUUUGUUCCUCCUCCGAAUUCCAAAGAUUCUUUGAAAGAGCAAAUAGAGGAGGAUAUAAUAAACAUUAAAACUCAUGGUCAGAAUACUACUAAGGUAACCCAGCGAAAGUCGAUGAAUAAUUCAAAGAAAGAGAGACAAGGAAAGGGAAUUUCUUCAGAGAACACCUUAUUCAAAAUUUUUAAAUCAACUUAUCUAGGAAAUAACAAAAGAACCUCCCAGUACGAAGGAUCAAACAUUUCUUCCACUGCAAAGCCGACUGCUUCUACUAUGGAAAGGGGUCAGAAGAGGUGUAUGUCAAUCAGAUCAGGUGCGUUCCAGUUCUAAGAUACUUACUUCGUUGUAUAACUUACAAAAAAAUUAAAC
This is a messenger RNA of Moneuplotes crassus, 1670 nucleotides long. The record is from the annotation of a GenBank genome assembly. NCBI's taxonomy places the organism in Eukaryota, Ciliophora, Spirotrichea, Euplotida, Euplotidae.